AUGUACGCUACAAAUAGUAAGACUAAUUUUUAUUCUUAUGGAAACAACAAUUAUGAUCCUUACAAAUCUUAUCCAGGAAAUGAUAAAGUUAUGGGAAAUUCAGAUAAUUAUGAGUCACAAUAUUAUUCAGAUGGUGGUUUAAAUUUAAUGAAUUCUCAUAUAAAUAAGAAUGAUAUAUAUUAUAAAGCACAACAAAAUUAUCCAUAUGAUACAUCGAUUUACAAUGAUAUGCAGUAUACACCUUUAAGUUCAUUGCAUGCAGCUACAUUUAAUCAAAACAAAAAUAGGUUACAAAAUUUUAACCAUAAUAGUAAAAUUUUUGAAAAAGAUACACCUGUAGAUAAUUAUAGGAACAGUGAUUUUAAAAUAAGAAUUAAGAAUAAUAGAAAUAAAAUUAAUAACUGUAAUGAUCAAAUGGAUGAAGUUAAUGAUAUUAAUUAUAAUUCGACUUAUGAAGAUGAAGAAAGUUAUGAUACUCCAAAAAAUGAAAGAAAUACAGUAAUAAAUAUUACAUAUGAUGAUAAAUCAAGCGAAAAUGAUUGCAUAGAGGAUAAUGAACAAAAUAUUUAUAACUUUAAAAAAAUAAAAAAACCUAAAAAAAAAUUUAUGGGUAAAUAUUUUUUUUCCGAAAUAAAAAAUAAUUUUUUAUCACCUUUGCAUAUUUGUGCACCUCAUCCAACUUUAACUGUUCCUAAUUUUAAUUGUUUUCAUUAUAAAAUAGUGGAAAAAACGAAAGGUAAAAAAAACGAAAAACCAGAAAUUGUCGUUAGAUAUUAA
Plasmodium gallinaceum is the source of this 777-nucleotide messenger RNA. Its product is annotated as conserved Plasmodium protein, unknown function. The record is from RefSeq and is a predicted model, not a curated record. The transcript has a single exon. Lineage: Eukaryota; Apicomplexa; Aconoidasida; Haemosporida; Plasmodiidae. The coding region runs from base 1 to 777 and encodes 258 amino acids.